AUGAGGAUUAUUAGACACUGGUUCCAAAUAUCAGGGAAGCUGCCCCCCAGGAGUACUGUGUUGAAGCAUUCUGGGAAGCUGCCUCUCAGGAGUACUGUGUUGAAGCAUUCAGGGAAGCUGCCUCUCAGGAGAACUGUGUUGAAGCAUUCAGGGAAGCUGCCUCUCAGGAGUACUGUGUUGAAGCAUUCAGGGAAGCUGCCUCUCAGGAGUACUGUGUUGAAGCAUUCAGGGAAGCUGCCUCUCAGGAGUACUGUGUUGAAGCAUUCAGGGAAGCUGCCUCUCAGGAGUACUGUGUUGAAGAAUUCAGGGAAGCUGCCUCUCAGGAGUACUGUGUUGAAGCAUUCAGGGAAGCUGCCUCCCAGGAGCUGUGAGUUCAGCCUGUGUAAUGUGGUAGUCGGUCUUCUGAUUGUAUUAUACCAUAUUCUCCCUCCCUCCCCUCUCAGGGCUCUGAAUGAAAUGUGGAAGUGUCAGAACAUGUUGAGAGGUUUGGUCAGAGAACUGCUGGACCUCCACAAACUACCUGCCUCUGAAGCCAACACCACUGCCAUGUUUGGAAAGCUGAUGACCAUUAGCAAGAACCUCCCGGAUGCUGGCAAGGCCCAGGACUUCAUGAAGAGGUUUAAUCAGGUGUUAGAGGAUGAGAAGCUCCGAGUCCAGCUGGAUACUCUCAUCAGCCCCGUCUGCUCCUGCAAACAGGCUGAGCUCUGUGUGAGGGAGAUUACUCGUAAACUGACGUUCCCUAAGCAGCCCACCAACCCCUUCCUGGAGAUGGUUAAGUUCCUGUUAGAACGGAUCGCUCCCGUCCACAUCGACUCCGAGGCCAUCAGUGCUCUGGUCAAGCUGCUGAAUAAGUCUAUUGAGGGAACAGCUGAUGAUGAUGAUGAAGGUGUCACACCAGAUACUGCCAUCCGCUCUGGACUGGAACUACUGAAGGUUCUGUCGCUCACCCACCCCACAGCGUUCCACUCUGCCGAGACCUAUGAGUCUCUGCUCCAGUGUCUGAAGAUGGAGGAUGACAAGGUGGCUGAAGCUGCCAUACAGAUCUUCAGGAACACGGGACAGAAAAUAGAGACGGAACUACAGCAGAUACGAUCUACCCUGAUUCCAGUCCUCCAUCAGAAGGCUAAGCGUGGAACCCCCCACCAGGCUAAACAGGCUGUUCACUGUAUCCAUGCUAUCUUCUGUAACAAGGAGGUCCAGCUGGCGCAGAUCUUUGAGCCUCUCUCUCGUAGUCUCAAUGCUGACGUCCCAGAACAGUUGAUAACCCCGCUGGUCAGCCUGGGUCAUAUCUCCCUGCUGGCUCCAGAUCAGUUUGCCUCCCCCAUGAAGGCCAUCGUGGCCAACUUCAUCGUCAAGGACCUGCUCAUGAACGACAGGUCUGUAGGGAACAAGAAUGGGAAGCUGUGGACAUCUGAUGAGGAAGUCUCUCCUGAGGUGCUGGCUAAGGUGCAGGCCAUUAAGCUGUUGGUGCGUUGGCUCCUGGGCAUGAAGAACAACCAGUCUAAAUCAGCCAACUCCACCCUCCGACUGCUGUCAGCCAUGCUGGUCUCCGAGGGAGACCUCACAGAACAGAAGAAGAUCAGCAAGUCAGACAUGUCUCGUCUGCGUCUGGCAGCAGGAGGCGCCAUCAUGAAGCUGGCCCAGGAACCAGUUUACCAUGACAUCAUCACACCAGAACAGUUCCAGCUCUGUGGACUGGUCAUCAACGAUGAGUGUUAUCAGGUCCGUCAGAUAUUUGCCCAGAAGUUACACCUGGCCCUGGUGAAGUUGGUCCUUCCACUGGAGUACCUGGCGGUGUUCUCUCUGUGUGCUAAAGACCCCGUCAAGGAGAGGAGGGCCCACGCCAGGCAGUGUCUGCUCAAGAACAUCAGCAUCAGACGAGAGUACAUCAAGAACAACCCCCUGGCCCACGAUAAGAUGCUGUCUCUCCUACCAGAGUAUGUGGUUCCUUAUAUGAUCCACCUGCUGGCUCAUGACCCGGACUUCACCAAGCCACAGGACUUUGAACAGCUCCGAGACCUCAAGGAGUGUCUGUGGUUCAUGCUGGAGGUGUUGAUGGUACAGAAUGAGAAUAACAGCCAUGCCUUCCUGAGGAAAAUGGUGGAGAACAUCAAACAGACCAAGGACGCACAGUGUCCUGACGACCCUAAGGCCAACGAGAAGCUGUAUAUCGUGUGUGACGUGGCGUUGUUUGUGAUCGUUAACAAGUCGACCGCCUGUCACCUGGACUCUCCCAAAGACCCCGUCCUGCCCACCAAAUUCUACACCCCGCCUGACAAGGACUUCAUCAACGAUAAGGAGUAUUUGUCCUCAGAGGUCAGAACGGUGCUGCUCACAGGAAAGCCAAAGCCGUCUCCUGUCCUGUCUACAGUGAAUAAGGCUCUGACGGUGCCAGGCAGGAGGGUCUACAUCAAGACUGCCGGCUCAGACACCACCAGCAACACUAGUACCAACUCACAACCCAGCUCUCCUGCUACAAAGACCAGGGAUGUUGUGAUGGAGUCGUCAGAGAGCGGAGCGAGAGAGAAUGAAGAGAACCCUGUUAUCACCAAGACGGACGACGGGAAGAAGGAGGACACAGCGACCUCUGACCUCACCACAGGAGCGUCUCCCGUCCCCAAACCUCGCCGCGGACGCCCCCCCAAGGUCACACCCUCCCCUCUGGCCAAUGAGAAGGAAGGAGGGGCAGGCAAAGGCAGGAAGAGGGCGGCACCAGCCCAGGACUCCGCCCCCUCGGGGGAGCCAAACUCCAUCAAGAUGCCUAAAGCUGAGGAUGUGACACAGAUACUAGACCUGCAGAGGUAAAGCGAAAAUCACUGCAGCCCAGAUCAAGACUGUAGAGAAACACUCUCUCCUCUCUAACCCUGUAAAGCUCUUCUGGUCUCCCUCCCUCCCUCCCUCCCUCCC
This is a messenger RNA of Coregonus clupeaformis (lake whitefish), 2907 nucleotides long. RefSeq names its product PDS5 cohesin associated factor A (gene pds5a). NCBI's taxonomy places the organism in Eukaryota, Metazoa, Chordata, Actinopteri, Salmoniformes, Salmonidae. The record is from RefSeq and is a predicted model, not a curated record. Gene Ontology annotation, biological process: mitotic sister chromatid cohesion.